AUGUCUUCCCCUUCUGCUGCCAUCAUCGGCUCGACUGGCCUCGUCGGCUCUAACAUCCUCUCAACCCUCCUCGCUUCUGAGAUGUACAACCCCAUCCAUACUAUUACUCGACGCGCCCCCAAGGCCACAGCCGCCCACCUCAAUGCGAUAGUCGAUGCCGACACGACUAAGUGGGCAGACCUCCUCACAGGUCUCACACCCAAGCCCUCUAUCGUCUAUUCUGCCCUUGGAACUACUCGCGCUGCCGCUGGCGGUAUCGCAAACCAGUGGAAAAUCGACCACGAUCUUAACGUGGAACUCGCGAAAGCCUCCAAGACUGCGGGCAUCUCGACAUUCGUUUUCAUCUCGAGCGCAGGAACCCGCGGCAUGAUCGGAUCGGCCUCCCCUUAUGCGAAAAUGAAGAACGGAGUCGAGGAUACGAUCAAGGAGCUGGACUUUGAGCAAGCCGUUAUUCUUAAGCCCGGCUUGAUUCUGGGCCAGAGAGAGACGGGCCGUAUGGCCGAGGCUAUUGCUCAGGGAGCAGUCAAUGGUCUUGGACGUCUCAGUACCGCCAUACGUGAUGGCAUUGGCCAGGAUGCGGACGUUAUCGCAAAGGCGGCCGUGAGAGCUGCGCAGUUGGCGCACGAGGGCAAAGCCCCAAGCAAGUACUGGGUUAUCGAGGGAGGCGAUAUCAUCAAGCUGGGCAGGACUGAGUGGCCGGGUAACCAGACCGAGGCCACGGAGACCAAGCCAGAGACAGCCGCAUAA
Molecule: messenger RNA, 747 nt
Organism: Fusarium sp. VM40
Lineage: Eukaryota; Fungi; Ascomycota; Sordariomycetes; Hypocreales; Nectriaceae
Source: the annotation of a GenBank genome assembly